Chironomus riparius is the source of this 2191-nucleotide messenger RNA. Lineage: Eukaryota; Metazoa; Arthropoda; Insecta; Diptera; Chironomidae. The record is from the annotation of a GenBank genome assembly.
CUUGAUUAUAACGUAAGGAUUCAAGCAUGAUUUUUUCAAUCAAUUUAUUCGUGUGUUAGAAGUUCCUCAAACUAGGACACACAAAAUGAUUCAGAAAAGUUCAAAAAAUCUUUGUUCCUCAUUUUAUCCACUUUACAGCUUAUUAAAGUUUUGUGGACUUUUUGUGCCGUCAUUUGAAUCUACAUACAGCAUAAUUGUGAGAAUUUAUGGAAAAAUAUAUGCAGUUUGUGUAAUUUUUACUAUUGCUGGAUUAUUUUUGUGGAAUAUGUUAAGAAACUUUCAACUGCUCUCUAAUUCAUACCAGUUGCUGGAUAGUGCACUUGAAGGAUCAACAAUUAUUUCUGGAACUUCAUUAUUAGUGACAUUAAUUUACCAAUAUUCAAGAUCUGAAAAUUUUCCUCAGCUUUAUAAUGUAAUUGAUCAAGUUGAUGAAAAGUUGGCUCUUCUAAAACUUCAUAUAAACUAUAAUGGACACAGAAGACAAUCAUUUUAUUUCAUUUAUGGAACGCUCUUAUUUUGGGCAUUACACAUGACAUUAACGCCAAUAAUAAUUAUGGUAGAAAAUAAAGAAAAUUUCAAUUUUGACAUAGGCAUGUCUGCAUUGUUCAACAUCCUGAAUAUCUACUGUAUUCCUUUCAUCUUUCAAUUUGCAUGUCCUGUUGUUGCUAUUCGUGACAGAUUCUGCUUAGUUUAUCAGAAGAAGCAUACGAAAAUGAUUGAAAUUUAUAUAACAUUGGAGAUUUAUGAAAAGCUCUUCGAAUGCAUCGAUUUAAUUAAUAAUAACUUGACAUUCCCGCUCAUUCACAUGUUUGGAUUCUUGCUAGUCUCAAUAAUAUUUGAGAUACACAACUUCAUACUCGUUUUUCAUCUACAAGCACAUGUGAACUUCUUAAUUUUAUCACCAAAUGUUCUAUGGAUGUUUCUCUGUCUUCAUUUAUGGAUUGUUGUCAUUUAUUCAUCGGUCAGUACUAUGACUAGCUUCAACAAGAUCAAUUCAAUUGAGUAUCAAAUUUUAAAGGAUAUGAAAUCUUUGGAACCGAAUACUUUUCGGUUCAUUAAAGCAUAUUUGACGCACAUUCGAGGGAUUAGGAAAAGUUUUGAGACUUUAUUCUUUGAUAUUGAUUGGAGGCUACUUUUUGGGUGCAUAUCCACAGCUACAACCUACAUUAUAGUCACAGCUCAGAUAGAUAAAUCAUUGUAUGAAGCACCAAGUAAUGCCACAGCCACUUUGUUUUAAAGAGAUUUAUGCUAUAUUUAACUAUUUUACACAAUCUUAUUCUUUGAUGAUUUAAAAAAUCGAAAAUAUUUGAUUAUUCAGUUAUUUUAUGGACCGAAUAACUAGUGAAACUAUUAGAACCUGCAUUGUAUUACAGAUCUAUCGUAUUUCUUAAAGAUCCAGCAGUCAUAUAAUGGCAUAAUAUUCCCAAAACAAAAUUACAAAAUUUUCAAAAACAUUACUGUAAAUUAGGCAUGAAAUAACAUAUUCAGAGUGCAUUUCAAGGAUUCAUCAUCUAGGUUGACGUUAUUUUGAUCCAUUUUACUUAGAAUUGUACUCGAUCUCUGCUGAUUCUUUGACAUAUAAAUUGAUUUUAUAAUUUUCGCUUGUUUAUAUCAGCCAUUUUAAGAAAGCUUUUCAUGUCGUCCAUCUUGAAUUUUUUCCUAUAAAAGAAGUUCACGUUCUGAAAGUUCUUCAUUAUAAUUUGAGACGUCAAGCAGUAAACACCGUUUAAUAAAGUUAACAAUGUCAGGAAAAGGGGGAAAAGUUCGUUCAAAACCAACAAGUCGUUCAGCAAAGGCAGGAUUAGCCUUUCCCGUUGGUCGAAUUCAUCGAUUGCUCAAAAAAGGAAAUUACUCGGAACGUGUUGGUGCAGGUGCUCCGGUAUAUCUAGCUGCUGUGCUGGAAUAUUUGACAGCAGAAAUUUUGGAAUUGGCUGGAAAUGCAGCACGAGACAAUAAGAAAGCAAGAAUUAUUCCACGACAUCUUCAAUUGGCUAUUAAGAAUGACGAAGAAUUGAAUAAGUUGUUGACUGGAGUAACAAUUUCACAAGGAGGCGUUUUGCCAAACAUCCAUAGCAUUUUAUUGCAAAAGAAGACUACAAAACGUAGCAGUGCAUAACUUUAAAGAAACUUAUUAAGAACAUGUUACAUAAAGCUUUAUAUAUUUAAAUAAAAAUAAAGUUUGACUAAAUAA